Molecule: messenger RNA, 1392 nt
Organism: Limulus polyphemus (Atlantic horseshoe crab)
Lineage: Eukaryota; Metazoa; Arthropoda; Merostomata; Xiphosura; Limulidae
Product: pyroglutamylated RFamide peptide receptor-like
Exons: 1
Coding region: 1-1392 (463 amino acids)
Biological process (GO): G protein-coupled receptor signaling pathway
Cellular component (GO): membrane
Molecular function (GO): G protein-coupled receptor activity
Source: RefSeq, a predicted model, not a curated record
AUGUUAAGAGAAGCUAUUCUUUCAACUCUUCCCUGGGAAAGACGUCAACUAAAUGAAGAAGAUGGAUUUUUUAAAUUCAUGGUUACAGCUUCUUUAGCUUUGCUCAAUGUUUCAGAUAUGGAGCACUGUGGAAAGUUUUUGAAUUUAUUCAAUGAUUCAUUUCCUGAUGAAUUCCUCGAGGCAAUGUUCGAGUUUUUAGUGUUUACUGGAAAGCAAACUCAAGGUUCAAAGUGUGCGGAUCCAAAAUGGGCGGUUCUUCCUCUCCCAGUGACUUGGAAGGUGUUAUUUGUCAUGAUACUCAGCAUUUUAUUUGUUACAUCGUUGCUAGGUAACGGAACUAGUGCCUUUGUCGCUUGGUCCUUUAGGAAAACUAAGACAGUUUCAUGUUUCUUUAUUAUGUCUUUAGCCAUUAGUGACAUAUUGCAAACCGUGAUGGUGUUGCCAGCAGAAGUUGGCAACAUCGUAGCAGAUAUGCAAUGGGUGUAUGGCCCUUCAGCGUGCAAGACUAUUCCCAUUAUUCAAAACACUUCCUCCAUGGCUAAUGGUUUGACUUUGUGUUGUAUAGCAAUUGGCAGAUACGUUGCCAUCACGAAGGCUUUACAUUGGAAAUCGUUUGAAAGAAAAAAUCUAUCGGCAUUCAUUGUCGUCAUUAUUUGGGUAACAUCAUUAGCAUUAAGUAUUCCAGUGGCUUUCAUAUUUGCUUACCACAUUCCUAAGAAACAAAACAGUCAAACAUUUGACUUAAAUCGGUCGCCGAUUCAGAUGAAAGCUUUAGCAGAAACUGGACUUUCUCUGUCCUCUGAUGACCUUCCCGGGUACUGUACACAAACAGAAGAAUACCUGGAUGCAGACAGCAUCAAGUAUUAUGCCUUCAUUUUCCCAGCAAUCAUGUUCCUUCCGCUCUUCUUUAUUAUUAUGUUCUUAUACACAUAUCUUUCCUACUUUCUGUGGGUUAGGAAACCAGUAGGAGAUUUACAGUCCAUGUCUACUCAACAGUAUGGUAUCCAGCAGCUGAAGAAGAAACGUGUUGUUAAGAUUUUGAUUUCUCUCAUAGUUCUCUUCUUUCUCUGCAGAGCACCAACUAGCUUGUAUAAUCUGUGGCUAGGAACGAUUGUUCAAGAACCCAAAGUCUCGGAUUUGGUUGUACGUUAUACAUUUGUGGUCAUGAAACUUCUUAAUUGUACUCUCAAUCCUAUAUUUUAUUCUUUGCUCCACGACCGCCUCAAAACCCACCUGAAGAUGGUUUGUGAACAAAUUGUUUAUCUUUUUACCUGUGCACCUUGUAAGAAAUGCUGGGAAGUGAAAAGAAACGAUAAUGAAUCGAGUACAACUGACACAGUAUUGACCUCUUUUACUUGUCGCAGAAAUCCUCUUGCAACCAAACAAUUUUAA